Molecule: messenger RNA, 2640 nt
Organism: Nannospalax galili (Upper Galilee mountains blind mole rat)
Lineage: Eukaryota; Metazoa; Chordata; Mammalia; Rodentia; Spalacidae
Gene: Myd88
Product: MYD88 innate immune signal transduction adaptor
Exons: 5
Coding region: 135-1025 (296 amino acids)
Biological process (GO): MyD88-dependent toll-like receptor signaling pathway; defense response to Gram-positive bacterium; positive regulation of canonical NF-kappaB signal transduction
Cellular component (GO): plasma membrane
Molecular function (GO): TIR domain binding; Toll-like receptor binding
Source: RefSeq, a predicted model, not a curated record
GUGGCGGGUCUCCAGAUUCUAGGACAGGGCGGCGCUUCUCGGAAAGUGAAAGAAGGCGGGGCGGCAGAAGCCCAAGGGGAAGUAGGAAGCUCGGCAGGCGACCCGGCCGCACCGAGGUUCUCCCGUGGCUCGCCAUGUCUGCAGAAGACCCGCGCGCGGGGUCUGUGUCCUUGGACUCCUCCAUGUUCUCGCUACCCUUGGCUGCGCUCAACGUGCGAGUGCGGUGCCGCCUAUCGCUGUUCUUGAACGUGCGGUCCUUGAUGGCCGCCGACUGGACGUCGCUGGCAGAGGAGAUGGGCUUCGAGUACCUGGAGAUCCGACAGUUGGAGACGCGCCCGGACCCCACCGGCAGUUUGCUGGACGCCUGGCAGGGGCGUCCCGGAGCGUCGGUGGGCCGGCUGCUGGAGCUGUUUGCCACGCUGGAUCGACAGGACAUACUACAGGAGCUGGGGCCCAGCAUAAAGGAGGACUGUCAGAAGUACAUUGUGAAGCAGCAGCAGCAGGAGUCUGAGAAGCCCUUACAGGUGGCCAGAGUGGAAAGCAGUGUCCCUCAAACAAAGGAGCUGGAAGGCAUCACGACACUGGAUGACCCCCUGGGACAUGCUCCAGAGCUGUUUGAUGCCUUCAUCUGCUACUGCCCCAAUGACAUCGAGUUUGUACAAGAGAUGAUCCGGCAACUGGAGCAGACAGACUAUCGGCUGAAGUUGUGUGUGUCUGACCGUGAUGUCUUGCCAGGCACCUGUGUUUGGUCUAUUGCCAGUGAGCUCAUUGAGAAGAGGUGUCGCCGCAUGGUGGUGGUUGUCUCUGAUGAUUACCUGCAGAGCAAAGAGUGUGACUUCCAGACCAAGUUUGCACUCAGCCUCUCUCCAGGUGUCCAACAGAAGCGACUGAUUCCCAUCAAGUACAAGGCAAUGAAGAAGGAGUUUCCCAGCAUCCUGAGGUUCAUCACUAUCUGUGACUACACCAACCCCUGCACCAAGUCAUGGUUCUGGACCCGCCUCGCCAAGGCCUUGUCCCUGCCUUGAAGAUGGCUCUAGGAACCCUGGGUCUGUCAGUCUGUCCAUGCUCUUCUGCCCUGCCUACUCCUGCAUUGUAGGAGGGAUCUGUGGUCCACUCAUCUCUCCACUCCUACAAGUGCUAGCUCUACAAUAGUGUCUGUGGUAGCCAGACAUCAUUUGGACACCAUGCUUUGUGUCUUGCAUGGAAUCAGUGACUGAAGUGACAUUAUUAUUUGCUGGGUUACCAGCCAGGACAGUGGUGAGGGUUGGCUGAGUCUAAGUAGAGGACAAGCUGAGCCAGAGUCAGGAUCUGGAGAUCAGGCAAUAACUGUAUUCAGAUCUCUACAGGACAUGGUAAGGCAUUGCUCUGGCUCUCCUAGGAAAGAUAGUCUUGGCUGAAGGAGAGCUGGUUACAGGACCACAUACUGGCUGCUAAAGGGACCACAGGCUUGUUGGGACAGCUGCUUGCACAGUAGUGGAAGACAAUGCCACCUUACAUCCUUUUUCUUCCUUCCACAGGCAGAUGGAGAAGCAGGCUGAUGUGGAGCCUGAUUCUCUAAUGCCUCCCCAUCUGCAUCCCCUGCUCCGCUCAGCCUCAGCCCCAUGUUCAGUAGCGACUGGCUUGAACAGCUGGGAUGAUUUUUCACUUCCUGUAUAUCCAUGCCUAUGGGCACAUCUUAGUUCUGCCUUACCUGGGGUGGGAUCUUGGCCUCUGCCAUUUCCAAUACCUGUGAGCUCUGGGGCUGAGCUGAUCAGACAACUUUCCUCCCUGCCCCACCCACACAGAUUUUUAUUUUUAACCAACUUUCUGUACUUGAUUAUCUAUUUUGUUGACAAGCAGCAUCCUGCCCUUAGUGCUUGGAGGCAUGUGGCUACAUAAAGUCUUGCUCACAUGGACACAUGUAAGUGUCCACAUGCUCCCUCAUACACACAGGCAUCUCCGUACAUGUUUUCCUUGGAACAGUUUCUAAGGAUGACUGGGUGGAAAAAUCAUUAAGGGGGUCUAGCCAUCUCCUUGGACAAAAGUAGGGUGCUCUUUAUCCAGAUGGUGGCACAAACCUAUAAUUCUAGCACUUGGGAGGUGGAGGCAGGAUGAUCAGUAGUUCAAGACCAUCCUUGACUAAACAAGUUCAUUUAAUCAUAGAAAGAAAAGCCCAGAAAGGCCCCAAUGUGACAGUAUAUAGGCUUUCAGUAAAGUGCAGAUGAAAGAGGAGAGGUGCUCGGCCUCACACCAGAAGCCAGCUGCAGGCUCAGCUGUUGUCACCAAGGCAGUUCACACUUCCCCUCACACUCUCUAUCAGAGAGAUAAUGUCAUUGCCCUGGAUCUUUGUGUCCAGGGCAGAUGCCAGGGCCCUGAAUCCAGUGGAAAAUGGGCCUCUUCUCUGCUGUCCUUUAGCCAGGAGGAGUCAGGUGCCUUCCCUUGGGGCCUGGGGCAGGAAUGGAGCCUACUCUGCAUGACCUCAAGAAGCACCUUGAUGCUUGAUAUUGGACAUUUAAAGCAAUUUGGAGAAAGUGUUGUUUAUAAUUGUUUUUUAUGUUUUAUGAGAACUUCAGUGAGGUAAAUGGGAGAAACACCCGUGUUUGUCAUUUAUACUUGUGUAUUCGAGGUUCAUAAUAAAGAGUAUUCUAUUUUGGGAAAGUA